Messenger RNA from Plasmodium gallinaceum, 480 nucleotides. Its product is annotated as conserved Plasmodium protein, unknown function. The coding region runs from base 1 to 480 and encodes 159 amino acids. The transcript has a single exon. Lineage: Eukaryota; Apicomplexa; Aconoidasida; Haemosporida; Plasmodiidae. The record is from RefSeq and is a predicted model, not a curated record.
AUGAUCAAAAAAAUAAAUAUAUUUCCAUUAAUUGGAAAAUUCUAUAACAAUAAAUGCAAAGUUAGUUUUACAUCUUUACAAUUACUAAAUAAGAAUUUUGAUACAAAUAAUAUUUUAAGUUUUAAAACAACUCUACAUGUAAAUGAAGGCAAUAUGAAAAAUAUGCUGAGUGAUAAAAAUUUCUGUAUUCCUUUGACAAAUUGUAUUAUAUAUGAUAAAAAAGAUAUAUAUAGCGAAAUAAAAAGUAAAAAUAUUAUUAAAAGAAAUAGUACUGAAAAUAUGAAAUUAAACACUCCUUGUAAUUUAGUUAAUAAAGAAAAUUCAAGAAUUUUGUCAUUUAGCUGGUUAAAAAAUGUUAGAAAAAAACAGUAUUACAAUAUUAUAGGUAAAAUAGGUAUAAAAAAAAGAAAUGCUGGGAUGUACUGGAGUUUUUAUGUCAAUAAGAGAAAAAAAAUAAGAAAGAAAAGAAGAACUAUUUAA